Molecule: messenger RNA, 1131 nt
Organism: Aspergillus puulaauensis
Lineage: Eukaryota; Fungi; Ascomycota; Eurotiomycetes; Eurotiales; Aspergillaceae
Exons: 2
Coding region: 1-1131 (376 amino acids)
Source: RefSeq, a predicted model, not a curated record
AUGAAACUCGAAGAGGCUUACCGUACUCCAGAGCAUCAUUAUCAGAAGGCAGAAGCGCCACCCUUUGUAAUAGACUUGCUCAGGAACCCUGCGGCCGAAGUACCCGAAGCGAAAAAGGAAGUACUCUUCCCUUCCACAUACUGGGCGGAACUUGGCGAGGUGCGUCUCGUUAAAAACAACGAGAAAGAAUUUCUAGAGGGAGAGUUCUCGGUGCCAAAACUUGACAGCCUAUACGACCAUCUAUGGCUUGCUGGGCUUCCAGUGCCGCCACGGCCACUGCAUUACCAGCUGGUAUUGCAGCGGGAGAUAGUCGUCUGUGAGAAAAUGGACGUGCACCUGGUCUGGGGCAAUCGGAGGAUACACAUCAAGCCCAUUCCGUGGUUUCUGUUGUCUCCUGCGUUUUGGGAGACUAAUCUGCAGUGUGCAGAGGGUUGCGACUGCUCUCGCAGUCAAGCCUACGGUGACAAUCACACACAUUGCAAGACAAAGACGCAAAGGACCAUCGCCCUCGGCUUCCUCUUCACAUACACAGCCCUCAUCUCAUCACAACACGACUUUCACCUCGCCCAAGAAGCCCAUCUCAUCCCAUCCGAGCGCUCAGGCACCAGUGUCAACUGGACGAACUGGCAAACCUUGGUCGAACAGAUCCUAACCUCGUCCUCGACCUCCAUCUACGAAAGCAUCCACCGCCGCUUCCACUACGGCGAACUCCGCGCAAACCGCCUAAACGCAGUCUCCCUACUAACCAGGCAGACGUACUUCCUCAACCAAUGGCCUGAUUACAACAGCUUCAUUCGCGACCAGCUAGGCUGGCUCGCCGCAACGACCAUCUACAUUGCACUGGCGUUGUCUGCGAUGCAGGUAGGCCUGGCAACGGAGAGGCUCGAGAAGGACAGGGCGUACAUGGCCGCGGCGUACGGGUUCAGCGUCUUUGCAAUUAUAGGACCCAUUGUUGGCGGUGUCCUUAUUGUUUGUGUUAUUCUGGUGGUUGGGGUGGUUAAUUGGAGGUUUCAGAGAUAUAGGGCCAAGCAGCGGUUUAGGGUUAUUAUGGGGAGUGUUGUUGAACCCCGUCUUCGAGCGAGUGCAGCGAGACAGGGGCUUGAAUAUCGUAUUCCCACCGGAGGGGCAUGA